Molecule: messenger RNA, 3243 nt
Organism: Paramecium primaurelia
Lineage: Eukaryota; Ciliophora; Oligohymenophorea; Peniculida; Parameciidae
Source: the annotation of a GenBank genome assembly
AUGGGGAAAAGGAAAUAUAAUGUUGAAUCUUCAGAAGAAGAAAGAAAAAAUGAUUAUGAGAAGGAUAAUUUUGUUGUGGACUCAUCCUAAAUAUCAUCAGAUGAGUUAUAAGAGGAGUAAUAUAUAAAUUAAUAGUUUAAAGUUAGGACGAUUCAUUUAAUGAAGAAUUAUCAGAUGAUGAUAGGAUUUUGAUUGAAGAAAUUAAGAUGGUGAUAAAUUAAAGGUGUCUAUAGAAGAUAGAAAAGGAAUAUGAUGAAGUAGAAUUAAAAGAUACUCCAGUAGAUCAAUUUUCACAGGGGCAGAUUGAUGAGAAUGAGUAAAAUGAGUUAAUAAAUAAAUUGUUUGAUCCAAGUUAAAGAGAAAUGGCAUUCUUGAACGAAAAUGAUGAAGAGAUACUUAAAUAGGAUGUGCCUGAAUCAAUUUAAAUUACUUAUAUGAAGAUGACUAAUGGUUAGAUAAUGUAAAAUGCAAGAGAAGAAGCUUCUCUAGAAUUAUUGAAAUGGAUUGGAGAAUAAAUAUCUACUCAGUUCGAUUUAAAAUAUUUAGUUGAUAUUUUGUUUGGAAUAAAACUAAUUUUGGAAUUCUAUAGAUAAAAGAACUUAGAUAUAAUGUAUAUUUAUACUUACAAACGUCAUCUCAUAACUUCAAAAUUGCAGUUGGAACAUUAUUGGAAAAUAAGGGAACUAGAUUAUGAAUGGGAACACUUUAGUAAUUUUAAGAAUAGGAUAGAGAAGUUAAUUGACUCUAUUCCUGAUGAAUAUUAAAAAUAAAUAGACACAGCCAAUAUGUAUUUAAAGAAGUCUAAAUAAAUAGAGGAUUUGUAGAAUUUGAAGGAUUACAUAGAUUAUAUAAUUAUGAAACAUAAUUGCAAGAGGAUAGUAUAUUUGGAAUAGGAAUUAUUGAGAGAGAAUUAGGAGAAACAAUUAUUGGGUUAGAGAAUGAACUAAGAUUAAACAAUGGAAUUAGAAUAAGAAUAUCUGACCUUUAAAAUUGAUAAUAUUCUUAAAGAAUUAGAGAAUCUUAAUUUAAAUAGUAAAAUGAAGCCUCAUACAAUGGAGAAGGAUAUGUUAGAGUGAGAUAGAAAGUGGAUUAAGUAGCAUUGAAGUUUUGUUAUACUUCAGAUGAAUUCUUCAUCAAAUUGUAAGGAAAGAGUGUAUAAGUGGAUAGAAAGUUCAUAGAAGAUUUGAAGGAAUUAUGGAAUCAUCAAAUAGAGACUGCAGAGUUUUAAUCAUAAAAUUCCACUUCUCAAUAUAUCAAGUUAUUAUAAAGGUAUUUGAUGAUGGACCUCUAUCAUCAUCCCUUCAUUAGAAAUUUUAUAAAUUAACUAUAUAGAGAUCAUCUACUUAUUUCAACAGAACCAACUUAAUUAGGUAAUAGAGAAAUUACAGUUGUGAAUUACUUUUAUCCAGUUAAGAGAAUUAAAAAUAGAUAAUAUAAAUAUAUGGAAGAUCAAAUUUGGAUGUAAUGUCUUAGAGCAGAAUAAUUGGGAUAUAUUAAAAUUAAUUUUUCAAUCUCAGAAGAUAAAGUUCACAAAAAAGAAAAGAUUCCAAGAGAUGAUAUAAUGGUUUUAUUGUGUGAUUAAUUUGCAAAUAUAGAUGAUUCCUAAAAAGAGCCAGAAAAUAUUAUUAAAUUUAGAGAUCUCAUGCUUAGAGGUAUUUUACAAGAAAUAUUGUAUCCUAUUUUAGAAAGAUAAAUUAAAUAUAAUUUGAAAUCUCUUUCAUCCAAACAUAUUGUGAGAAUGUGUUAAUAAAAAUUCAAAUAACUUAUUAAUAAACAACCUCAUAUGAGUUAAGUUGGAAAUAAUUAAUAAAUGUAAUAAACUACUAAUCCUGAUGUCAAAAUCAUGUCUUUAGUUAUUGGAUAAGAAUAAACAGAUAGCAAUGUACUCAAAGCUGAUUCUCAAGAUUGUUCAAUAUAAAAUAAAUAUAUUGGAAUGUCAAUUAUAGAUUAUAAAGGUGAAUAAUAGGCACUCCAAAUCUUUAAUUAUUUGACCUAAGAUGAAAGGAGAACUGAAAUGCUUGAAUAAAUCAGAAAUGAAUAAGCUUUAUUGGAUAAUUUCUUUGUAAAAUAUAAACCAGAUCUUAUUGUCAUCUCUGCUAAUCACUCUGAUUGUUUGAAAUUAAGAAAUAAUUUACUUAAGAAAUAUUAAUAGACAUCUUCUGUUAGGAUUACUUUGGCAGAUUCAUAAAUCUCAAGAAUUUAUAGUAUGAGUGAAAAGAGUAAUUUAUAAUUACCAGACAUACCUUAAAUUUUGAAAGAGGCUAUUUCUUUGGCCAGAUAUAAACUUAAUCCAAUGGCCGAAGUCUUAAAUCUAUGGAGUGAUUCAAUUGAUAAAAAUGGUUGUUUACAUCUCGAUUUACAUCCUCUUUAAUCUAUGGUAAGUUAAUAAGUAUUACUUGAUGCUUUAAAACAAACUGCCACUGAAAUUGUCAAUUAAGUUGGAGUUGAUUUAGUUGAUUGUACUCUACAUAAACAUUUGGCAGAUUAAAUGUAAUUCAUCAAUGGUUUAGGAAGAAGAUAAGCCAAACAUUUAUUAACUAUGGUCAAAGGUCUAUUAAGUCAGAGUCUCUUUAAUAAUUAUUAUGAAGAUGAAAGAUUAAUCUAUUCCAAAUUAGAAUAAGAUUAAAAUUAAUACAUAUAAAUCUAAAGAUAAGAUAUCCUAAAAACAUUAAUUUUGAAGGAAGUUUGUAUUCGAAAAUGUUUAAGGAUUUAUUAAAAUUCAAAGAGGCAUUUAACCAUUAGACAUAACUAGAAUGUAAAUUAAAAUGUAUUCUGUUGCUGUACAUAUAGCCAAUUGUGCUUUUGAAUUUAAAGGUAGAAAUGAUAGAUAAAAUACUAUUGUUAGAGAAUUGAUGAAAUAACCUUAAAAGAUGGAAGAUCUCUUGAUAGAAGAAUGGGCUAAAUUAACAGAACAGAGGGAUGGAAGUAAAAAUUUUACUUUAGUAGCUCAAUUCAUUAAAGAAGAAUUGGAAAAUCCUUUCUUUUAUAAAUUUGAUACUUCAAAUACGGAGAUGAGUAAUUCUGAGAUAUUCUAUGCUAUCACUUAAGAAUCUCAAUAUACAUUCCGUUAAAACAGUAUUGUUUAAGGAUCAAUUAUUAAAUAAAUAGAAGGUCAAGACAAUUGUAAGAUUAGUGAUAAUUACUAAUAAAAUUAUCACAUAAUGGUUUAUAUGGUGCUCUAUAUUAAUAAGAUAUGUUAGAUUAAGAAUUUAGAAUUGGGUAAAUUAUUAAAGUCUAUGUGAA